AUGUCUUCUGAUUCCACUAAACCGGGUGAAAUUAAAGCUAAUAUACCAACACCUCAAAUAAAUAAUAAGGAAGUAAAGGCAACUUUACCUUCAGCUCAACAUCCUGAUCCAAAUGCCUCCGCAGGGGAAAAGGCAUCCUCGGCAAUGGCCACAUUGAGUUCCCAUUCGGAUCCUUAUCCUCAUUAUUUCAUGGCUACCUUCUCUGGAAUAGGAGCCAUGUAUGCUCAUCGGUAUAUGAAUCAACCGAAAACAGCUGCUGUAGCUGGUGCGAUAGCGGUAGCAUAUGCCGCUUCCGGAUAUCUUAUUAAUAAAGGAAAUCAUAAUAUGGGUUAUAACAUCGCUACUUGUACGCGUCACUUUCAUUUAAUUCUUUUUAAAUGCAAUCGUAUGACUUUUGCGACUAAAGACGCAUUCCAUGUCGCAAUGACAAGUUUAGGUGCCGUCAGUACGGCAGGAAAUUCAUUGAAAUGGUACCAAUUGAAAACUGGUAAACCAAGAGAGUUGGAAGUUAAUAAGUGA
Funneliformis geosporum is the source of this 519-nucleotide messenger RNA. The record is from the annotation of a GenBank genome assembly. NCBI's taxonomy places the organism in Eukaryota, Fungi, Glomeromycota, Glomeromycetes, Glomerales, Glomeraceae.